Molecule: messenger RNA, 859 nt
Organism: Linum trigynum
Lineage: Eukaryota; Viridiplantae; Streptophyta; Magnoliopsida; Malpighiales; Linaceae
Source: the annotation of a GenBank genome assembly
GUUAAUAAUCGUGUUUAAAUACAGUGUUUAAACAUUUUCUCAACAGUGUUUAAAUACAGUGUUUAAAAAUCGUGUUUAAAUACAUUGUGUAAAUACAGUUAUUAACAUUUUCUAUCUAGCAUAUUAAUAAUUACGAUGUUUAAAUAGGUUUUAAUUACAGUGUUUUCUAUCAAUCCAGGCGGUCAUACAAAAUAUUGAUAAUAGGUUUUAAAAUAUUAAUAAAUUGGGAGAAAAAGUUAAUAAUCGUGUUCUAAUAACUUGAUAAUCUAUGGUCGUUCUCAUCUUGUUUUAGUUUCGAUUACUAAUGAUAAGAUACAAUGUUAAUAAAAUAGUCAAUAAAAAUGAUAGAAUCGGCGAUGAAACGAGAUCACAGACAUGCACGAUGACAGCGAUGGAAUCGGCGAUGGUGGACUAGCACGACGACGGGAACGAGACUUAGGCAGCGACGACGACUGCUGUUGUGCUUUGUCGGAAAUCUCAGUAGGAGGGAGAACUCGGGACAGAGAACAGCGGGACCGACGGCAACAACGGCUGCUUUACUUUGCGUUGGUGGACUUGAAUCGUCGGCCAGAGAAGGGACGACCGGACGACGGAGAACUUGGGACAGAGAACUCGGGACCACCAGAUGGACUCGCGACGGAGAAGGGACGACCGGACGACGGAGAACUUGGGACAGAGAACUCGGGACCACCAGAUGGACUCGAGACGGAGAAGGGACGACCGGACGACGGACGGAGAACUUGGGACGACGGCCGGAGUACUCGGGACAACGGACAUUUUGUCUGCUUGCGGGAGGAAACAGACGAAAAGUAAGAGAGACGUGGGUUAGGGUUUUUGAAAAGAAAGAGACGCAUGUUUU